Messenger RNA from Chrysoperla carnea, 1336 nucleotides. It is a transcript of the gene Pka-C3, whose product is annotated as cAMP-dependent protein kinase catalytic subunit 3. The record is from RefSeq and is a predicted model, not a curated record. NCBI's taxonomy places the organism in Eukaryota, Metazoa, Arthropoda, Insecta, Neuroptera, Chrysopidae. Bases 44 to 1099 code for a protein of 351 amino acids. Gene Ontology annotation, molecular function: ATP binding; protein serine/threonine kinase activity. Gene Ontology annotation, biological process: protein phosphorylation. The transcript is spliced from 7 exons.
CGUUUGUUUUUGUGUUUUUUAAGUUAUUAAAGAUUUCAACAAAAUGAUGGCAACAGCUCGUACAACGACAAGAAUACGUCAGGAGAGUGCGGAUAGUUUAUCGGACACGCAGUCUGUAACAUUAGAUGAUUAUUCAGACGAUGAAAAAGAUUCGUCUAUGGAUGAUUUUCAAAUACUAAAAACAAUUGGUACAGGAACAUUUGGUCGAGUAUGCUUAUGUCGUCACAAGUCAACAAAUAAGUAUGGUGCUAUGAAAAUAUUAUCAAUGGCUGAUGUAAUUAAAAUGAAACAAGUUGAACAUGUGAAAAAUGAAAAAAGUAUUUUACAGGAAAUUCGACAUCCUUUUAUUGUUAAUUUACGAUGGUUUUAUCGUGAUGACACAUCAAUCUACAUGUUAUUCGAUUACGUCAGUGGUGGUGAAUUAUUCUCCUAUUUACGUAAUGCAGGACGAUUUAGUAGUUCCACAGCAAAUUUCUACAGUGCCGAAAUUGUAUCAGCAUUAGAAUAUUUACAUUCAAAAAGUAUUGUUUAUCGUGAUUUAAAACCAGAGAAUUUAUUAUUGGAUGAUGAAGGUCAUUUAAAAAUCACAGAUUUUGGUUUCUCAAAAAAAUUAACAGAUCGUACAUGGACUUUAUGUGGUACACCUGAAUAUUUAGCACCAGAAAUUAUUCAAUCCAAAGGUCAUAACAAAGCUGUUGAUUGGUGGGCAUUAGGUGUUUUAAUUUAUGAAAUGCUUGCCGGUUACCCACCAUUUUAUGAUGAUAAUCCUUUUGGUAUAUAUGAGAAAAUUCUAGGUGGAAAAAUUGAAUGGGCACGACAUCUUGAUCCGGUCGCAAAAGAUUUAAUCAAGAAAUUGUUGGUUCAAGACCGUACUAAACGACUUGGAAAUAUGAAAAGUGGAGCCGAAGAUGUGAAACGUCACAGAUGGUUCAAGGGUAUCGAUUGGCAAGAUGUAAUUUUAAGACGAUUAAAACCACCAAUUGUACCACGAGUAUUAUAUGAAGGCGACACAAGUAAUUUUGAUGAUUAUCCAGAAUCAGAUUGGAAAGCAGCCCGAUCAUUAGAUGAAACUGAAUUAAAAUUAUUUGAAGAUUUUUGAUAUGAACGCUUAAUUUUAUUAGACUGAACAUAAAAGUUUCCUAAAAAAUAUACAAAGGUGCUAUUUAAAAAUACACUCACAAAGCAUUAUGCACAGGUGCAAAUUUAAAGAAUUAACAUAUUUAAAAAUAAAUUUAAUAUAAUAUUAAACAUUAUGAAGACAUAAUUUCUCAUUAAAACAAGAUGCCAUCUUUAAAAUAAUUUUUUUAGAAUUUUAGUAUUUUGUUGUGAUUUUUCG